AUGCCUAACGUCGGUAGACCCAGCAAGGACUGUCACCUUUGCCGAAAGAGGCGUGUCAAGUGCGACUUGACUAGACCCUCUUGCCAACGUUGCAUCAAGUAUGGCACCGAGUGCCCGGGAUAUCGGAAUGUGCAGGACCUGAUCUUUCGGACCGAGGACCCUGCGUCUGCAGGGCGAGAUCAAGCCAAAAAGGAAAGAGCAAGGACAACGAGGAGGUCCCCAACCUCUGUGCUCUCCAGUUCUCAUCCCGUUGGUUUCCCGAGCGACGAUGUCUCCUCAACGUCUGGAACAUCGUCGUCGUUCUCUGGAACAAGACACCCAAUGGCUCGAUGUCGCAGCUUUCUCCCGCCAUACGCGGCAUCAAAUGCUUCACCGAUUGUAACCUUACCCCACGAACUGAAGGAACCUUGGACGACUCAUUCCAUUCCUUUACUCAUGAGCUGUUACUCCUCCAUGACUUUCCUUGCCAAGCUCUACAGCAGCGUCACUACUUCCGAGGACCCUUUUGUUCUUUCGACCCAUCUCUGGGCCAAGGCAUACUUGAUUAGUCGCUUCAAUGCGCCCCAUGACCGCCGCGAGACAGCCGAAUACCUCGGCAGGACCCUGAGGUCUCUCUCCCUUGCUCUCCAGGACCGACGGAAAAAAGCCUCGGACACCACCGUCAUGGCCGUCUGGAUGUUGAGCAUAUACGAGGUUCAGAUUGGCGGACUCACCAACCGCUCCGACUCCCCAAGCCCAUGGGAUGUUCACUCACAAGGGCUUAUGAGCCUCCUUCGCGCAAGAGGUUCGACCCGGUUCCUCACCGAGAUCGGAUGUGCCGUCUUCUGGUGCGCGUAUAACAUUAUACAAAUCCAUUGUCUGAUGACGAACACCGAAUGUCCACCUGAAUCCUGGGACUGGAUACGGAAUCUUUCGGCCAAGGGCGUAGAUGAAGAAGAAUCAUUCUUGCUGGGCAUUCUCCGCUAUCUUAACCACACAUGCUCCAUCGUUUCCAUCGUCAUGCCCCUUGUCCAGCACGGCUUAUUCCUCGACGCAUGCACCAACUACGACGAGCUCGUGCGACAAGCAGACGCCGCGGAAAGAAGCAUUGUGCCCUGGAUGGGUUUUUUUCGCGCAACAGCCGGCGGUGCUGAUGCCACCACCCGUUAUUUCCUCAACGUGUGGUGGAGUGCACGCAUCAAACUGCACCACAUGUUAGUGCUGCUAACUAACCUAGUAGCAGACGCCCCGGUUCGGACCCCGUCUCUGCAUUCCGCCGACCUGCAGUCUAGGAGGGCAUCCUAUCUUGCAAUCGUUGCCGAGGCGGCCCGGGAUAUCAUCGACGACAUGCCUGUCUCUCUCGGCGGUCUGUCAGGAGAGUCUGAGACUACUGGCACCCAUGCAGCAGACUGGUACGAAGGGGUGCGCCUCGUAUGGCCACUUACCGUCGUGUACACCGUCAGGACGGUUCCAAAAGACCUACGACUCGCUGCGAGGACGGCUUUAUUUUUCAUCGGGAAGCACAGAGGAAUUAUACAAGCACUGAAGAGCCGACCUGGGACCACGACGUACGUGCCCCAGGCGAUGACUGGCAUUCCCGUCGACGACCUCCUCGACAAUCCCGAACUUGUUCCCGAACUUCCUCAUCAGAGUGGGCUGCUAUGA
Molecule: messenger RNA, 1644 nt
Organism: Sodiomyces alkalinus F11
Lineage: Eukaryota; Fungi; Ascomycota; Sordariomycetes; Glomerellales; Plectosphaerellaceae
Exons: 4
Coding region: 1-1644 (547 amino acids)
Biological process (GO): regulation of DNA-templated transcription
Molecular function (GO): DNA-binding transcription factor activity, RNA polymerase II-specific; zinc ion binding
Source: RefSeq, a predicted model, not a curated record